AUGAAGUUAGAAAUUUUGUUGGGGACUUUGGAUCUUUCAGAGGAUGCAAUGGGUGGAGCAAAAAGCUGGCAAAAUUACUUUCCUUUGUUAUACAAAAUCUUGAAAAUAUUUGAAGAAAAUAAUAAUAUUAAAGGGUUGAGAAUCUUUGAUAUUAUCCCUCAAUUUAGCUUUCAUACAAGAUAUAUGCCUCUUGAUACAAAUGCACUUUACAAAGUCUUAAAAUCAAUUGUCAUCCAUCCUCUUGAAAGAGGGAUAAAUGAAACACAAUUUGGGGAUAAUGCCAAUUAUUAUUGGAAUCAGGAUGAGUUCAUUGAGGAUAAUUGUGGAAUAACUAAUAUUUUUGGAAAAAAAGAUGAUUGGUCUUGA
Entrophospora sp. SA101 is the source of this 366-nucleotide messenger RNA. Lineage: Eukaryota; Fungi; Glomeromycota; Glomeromycetes; Entrophosporales; Entrophosporaceae. The record is from the annotation of a GenBank genome assembly.